Eruca vesicaria subsp. sativa (arugula) is the source of this 480-nucleotide messenger RNA. The record is from the annotation of a GenBank genome assembly. NCBI's taxonomy places the organism in Eukaryota, Viridiplantae, Streptophyta, Magnoliopsida, Brassicales, Brassicaceae.
AUGGAAAUGACUAGUGAGGAGGACGAGAGAUUCGAGAUCCUUUCGCUCCACACAGCCAUCGAAGCUUUUCCAGGAGAGAUAUUCCGUCGUGUCUCCCCUGUGAGCGAGGUUUGGGGGUUGAAGCUUUUACUUGGGGCGAGGUCUCCCCUUUAUGUAUGGUAUCUCUACAUAAGCGGGGUGGCAGUUCAGAUGGUGAGUUUUGGUCAACAGAAUCUGGAACCUUUCCACGUGCCUUCCUUGAUCUUUGACAUUACUGACACGCCGGAGAAAUAUGUGAAUUGGCCAGAUGGGGCUACCUCAAGAGACAGCCUGAAAGCAGUACUGAAGCUUCCCAGGCUUCAGAAUUUGAUAAUGCAACAUGUGGACCAUUCGGUGGGAGAGUUGAUAAAUAUGGUGCAAGGUAAUAUGCAUUUCAAUGGUCAUCAAAGACUUCAAAGCUACCUCUCUAACAGAAACAUGGAAAGAGAUGAAAGAGGCUGA